Messenger RNA from Sitophilus oryzae (rice weevil), 2074 nucleotides. RefSeq lists its product as uncharacterized. The transcript is spliced from 4 exons. The record is from RefSeq and is a predicted model, not a curated record. The coding region runs from base 132 to 1469 and encodes 445 amino acids. Gene Ontology annotation, cellular component: nuclear body. Lineage: Eukaryota; Metazoa; Arthropoda; Insecta; Coleoptera; Curculionidae. Gene Ontology annotation, biological process: positive regulation of DNA-templated transcription.
GCGGGCGACUCAUACUUUCGGCUUUUAGCCCCGGUUAAAUUUUCCGGCUUUUCCUGUACGCGUUCGAUAGCUAGAUAUAAAUUUUCCGUAUCUAGAAGUUACUGAGUGCUACAGUGACUUAAGUCAGAACGAUGGAUUUCCGAAACGCACCCAAGAAACGAACAACGAAUUUCCGUGAAGACGAGACCAAGCUUUUGAUUCAGCUCUGGGGAAGUCCCUCAGUCCAAAACAAGCUCUAUCUGACUCACAGAAAAGCCCCCGUGAUGAGACUCAUCGCUGCCAACAUGCAGAAGCACGGCUUCUACAGAACUCCCGACGAAAUCAAGACAAGAAUUCGAAAUUUGAAGUGUUUGUAUCACAGGAUCAAAAAAUCGAUGACUACAGGCGCUGGAAUAGGUACAGUGGACCCCGACUGGCCUCAUUAUAAAUCUAUGGAUGAGAUAUUGAGCAGGAAAAAUGCCCUGAGGCAGAGUUUGGUGUACAAUCCCAAUUUGCUCAGCGAGGUGAACAGUGAGACCACUGUGAAGCAAGAGGUUGAGGAUAUCGAUUUUGACGAUGAUAUCGGGUCUUAUACCUCUAAUAGUAAUGGAUCUGAUGAUGAGUUCGAAGAAAACCCAGCUUUCCCGGCAACGAUCACCCCAACCAUCAUCGAAGGAGAAAUCGAUGAAAAGCACAUAAUUCCUAUCAAAAUAGCCCCCAAACCGUCAUCCCCAAUCAAAAGCCCACCGCCUCCGCCAACCCCUUUCCACAGAAUUCAAAUCUCCCCAAACCUACUCGCCAAAACACCUAAAAUGCCACAAACUACCGUUUCGUCCACUUCUACCAUCGUCCCCACUACUAAUUCCAAGGUUCAGAAUGCACCACCUUCCGCUAUUCCAGCUGGAUCAACAGUUAACAAGUCUAAUAACCAGCCUAUUCCUUUUCCUUUAUUGAUAUUGAACGGUGUGCCUAAUGGGGUGCAAGCGUCACAAAAUGGUGGAAGCGGGGGUACCUUGGGACAGAAGAAUUGUGCAGUGGGUCCUCCUGUAAAUUUGAAUGGUCUGAACUCAGAUAUAUCAAAAAUCCUGAAGGACAUGCUAGAAGUCCAAAAAGAAAAUCUAGAAGUAGAGAAAGAACGCCUCCAAUUAGAAAAACAAAAACUAGCCUACGAAAGAACAGUCGGAUCACAAUUCUUAACCAUGGCACCCGUUUUCAACGAGAUCUUCAAGAAAUUCAAACACCUGAACAAAUCCGACGAAAAUGCCCACCCUUCUGAGCAAGAAGACGUGAAAACCUUCAAACACCACCCCAAAUUCGACAAAGAUUCUGACAUUUGUCGUGUGUCAAAAAGGCGCAGGGUUGACAGUUCGGUUGAAGGCGGUGUCGUGGCUGACAGUACCAGAAAAAGUACUCAGGAGACCGAGUCAAGUCACAGUGACACUGAUGCUGACAGCGGUAUAGUAGUAAACGAAAACGCCGAGGCUAUAUAAGUUUCUCACUAACUCUGAUAAGAUUUAAAUAAUUUCAGUACCUACCAUACGAUCGAAAAAAAAAACAACGUCAAAGAAGGCUAGUAAAUGACAGUCGAUGAUAAUUUUGGCGAGGUCAAGCCCUAGAGGGCGUGUUGUAGAAGGCAGUUGUCCUUGAGAAGUUUAUAAUUUAUUUUUAUGUUGAGUAAAAAUGUUUUUUUUUUUAAUUUUAUGUCAAAACUGUCAUUUACUAGCCUUCUUUGACGUUGUUUUUUUUUUCGAUCGUACGGUAUAAUUUCAAUCAGUUGAAGUUAUAGAGCUUUAACUUUAAAAUUGACGUUUUGUGUCCUUUUUUUAUCCUUUUUCUCGUCAACCAAAAUAAAUAUACAACUUUUAUAAUUUUCUUUGAUUAAAAAUGUCGUCAUAGGAUGCAUAGAAAUACUAUUUUAUUUUUACUAUAUUUUUUACAAAAAUAUACUUCUUUAUUGCUACUUUAAGUAGGGAUAAUAUAUUUUUAUCGUUAGCAGGGGCUUUAUUUUUCAAAAAAUACAUACAGGUUGGCGCAUCUCAUUCGCCUCAGUUCAUCAUAUACGAAAACGGAAAGAUAUUGAAGCAAAAUAUUUUAU